GCAGUAUGUGGUGGAGGGUGGUGAGCUUGCUGUCCUGGCUCCCCGUGCAAGCAGCUGUCCUGACUAACCCUGUGGACACCAUCACCGUGGAGGAAGGCCAGACGCUCACUCUGAACUGUAGCACUUCUCCCUCCCAGCCCGCCACCCUGCAAUGGCUGGCCCCCUCAGGGUUCACCAUUUAUUUUAAUGACCAUCCUGUUUUAAGGAAUUCUAAAUACCAGCUGCUUCAUCACUCGGCCAAUCAGCUGUCCAUCAGCGUGCCUAACGUCACCUUACAGGAUGAAGGCCUGUACAAGUGUUUACAUUACAGGAGCCCUGUGAGAACAAAGGAAGUGAAAGUCAUUGUGUUAGCAAUUCCUUCUAAGCCAACCCUGGAGGCUUCAGUUCUCAGAGGACAAAACAGAGAAGGUGUUGUACUUCAAUGCUCCACCGUGAGAAGCAAGCCCCCUCCGCAGAUAACCUGGCAAGUAGGGAACGGCAUGGAGUUUUACGGAGAAACCCACUAUGAAUUUGAAAUGGAUGGGAAGACAUGUAAUACCACCAGCAAGCUCCUAGUCCACACAUACAGCAAAAACUCAACGGUGGACUGCAUUAUCCGACACAAAGGCCUGCAAGGGACCAACCUGGUUGCAUCCUUCCAGUUUAAAGAUUGGGUCGCAGAUCAAGAGGCAACUUCCGAUGCCCUGGAGAAAAGCUCUCUGUCGUCCCAAGGCACUCAGCUUCCUACUAGCACGGUCUCAGUCAUGGAAAAUUCUAGUACAUCAGAGAUUGACAAGGAAGAGAAAGAAAAAACGACUCUGAACUCUGACUUAACCACCGAAGCGAAUCCUCAGUACAUAGGACUGGUGAGGAGGAAGAGCGGAAUAUUGCUGCUCACCCUCGUGUCCUUCCUCAUCUUCAUCCUCCUCGUCAUAGUCCAGCUCUUCAUCAUGAAGCUGCGGAAAGCUCACGUGAUCUGGAAGAAAGAAAAUGAAAUUUCAGAACACACAGUAGAAAGUUACCGAUCACGGUCAAAUAAUGAAGAAACAUCUUCCCAAGAGAAAAAUGAUCAAGCCUCUCACCCUAAGCGUUGCAUGAACUACAUCACACAGUUGUACUCGGAAGCAAAAGCAAAGAGGAAGGGAAGUGUACAAGGUUCAAAACUAAAGGAAAAGCACGCUCGUAUACCAGAGGAUAUUGUAUAG
Molecule: messenger RNA, 1184 nt
Organism: Lepus europaeus (European hare)
Lineage: Eukaryota; Metazoa; Chordata; Mammalia; Lagomorpha; Leporidae
Gene: CRTAM
Product: cytotoxic and regulatory T cell molecule
Exons: 10
Coding region: 6-1184 (392 amino acids)
Biological process (GO): cell recognition; positive regulation of natural killer cell mediated cytotoxicity directed against tumor cell target; detection of tumor cell
Cellular component (GO): plasma membrane
Molecular function (GO): signaling receptor binding
Source: RefSeq, a predicted model, not a curated record